Cajanus cajan (pigeon pea) is the source of this 2128-nucleotide messenger RNA. Its product is annotated as tubby-like F-box protein 3. NCBI's taxonomy places the organism in Eukaryota, Viridiplantae, Streptophyta, Magnoliopsida, Fabales, Fabaceae. Gene Ontology annotation, molecular function: protein binding. The record is from RefSeq and is a predicted model, not a curated record.
CAGUUCUAAUCUUCGGUCGAGGGAACGAAACAACCAAAAAAAAUGGUAAAUGGUAACAUGUCCAAUGUAUGUUGAUUUAAGUAUGAAUGAUAUGAAAAUUGACUAUUACAUCAUUUCAACUGUACUUAUAUAUUUAUUUAAUGUCUGUCAUCAUUCAUAUAUAGUUGAGUUAAUUUCAUCUUAUCAGAGAUAUGUGAAAUGAUUCAUAUUCAGAAAUUUCGAGUGGAAGAAGGACACAACUCAUCCGAACUCCACAGACACUCCUCCCUCCUAAGUAGAUAUAGUUGUGAUUGCAAUCAUGAUGGUCUAAAUCUUUUGCUAAGAAGUUUACCAAAAUUGUAUAAUAGACGUGGUAGGGAUAUCUUAAGUUAUUUCCUUUGGCAAUUAUGAGUUAUAUGGUUUGUGUUGCUCUCUUGUAAGUUUUAACUAACAAUAACAAUAACUGGGACUGGUAAGUAACCCUGUUGUCAGUUGUCACAUUCUCAAACAAACCAAAAAUAUUGAGUUUUGUUGCCCACUAAGAAGAUAUUUUUAUUUUGGUGUCAAAGUCAAACAAUAAAUAUAUAAUUGAAGUUGGAGUCUUUGUUGGUUUCCAUGGAGGAUGGGUUGGAGCAUAGUUGGUGGGCCAACAUGCCUCACGAGCUUCUCAGAGAGGUCCUCCGAAGAAUUGAGUCGUCGGAGGCUACGUGGCCGUCACGUAGGACCGUCGUGGCUUGUGCCGGAGUGUGCCGCGCGUGGAGGCUCGUCGUCAUGGAGAUAGUCAACCCACCUCAACUCUCUUCCAACAUAACCUUCCCCAUCUCUCUCAAACAGCCUGGUCCAAGGGAGCAUCUACUUCAGUGCUUCAUUAGGCGUAACAGUGGCUCCGCCUCCCAGACAUAUUAUCUGUUUCUCAGUUUAUCUAGUGCAUUAGCUGAUGAUGGAAAGUUCCUUCUGGCUGCACGCAAGUUCAGACGCCCUACCUGCACCGAUUACAUUAUCUCCCUAGAUGCAGAUAUGUCUAGGGAAAAUAAUGCCUAUGUUGGGAAAUUGAGAUCGAAUUUUUUGGGAACUAAGUUCACAAUCUACGAUAGCCAGCUGCCUCGUGCAGUGGCAAAGAUCACAAAAGGUUGCCCCACUAAGCUGGUGAGUCACAAAAUGGUUUUACCCAGGGUCCAUAUAGGCAACUAUCCAGUUGCUCACAUCUCAUAUGAAUUGAACGCAAUAGGCUCCAGGGGGCCAAGGAGAAUGCAUUGUGUCAUGGAUACCAUUCCUGCUUCUGCUAUUGAACCAGGAGGGGUAGCCCCUUCCCAGACCGAAUUUUCUGUUAGUAACAUAGAUACUUCAUUCCCUUCUUUUCAGACAAACUCAAUUCGUCUUGAAAACUCCGUAUCUGAACACCAGAGUAAUAAAAAGGAUGAUGUGCUAGUGUUGAGAAACAAGCCUGCUAGGUGGCACGAGCAGUUGCAGUGUUGGUGCUUGAACUUUCAUGGCAGAGUGACGGUAGCUUCGGUUAAAAACUUUCAGCUGGCUGCUUUUCCAGAAAACGGACAUGCUGGACCACAAGAGGAUGAGGUCAUCCUCCAAUUUGGAAAAGUUGGGAAGGACUUGUUUACAAUGGAUUACCGGUACCCUAUCUCAGCAUUUCAGGCAUUUGCAAUCUGCCUCAGCAGCUUUGCAACCACUGUUGCUUGCGAAUGAUGCAAGUUUGAAUUAACUUUAGACAGGUUUGUUGAUUGUUAACUGACACGAUCGAUUCUUUGUUCGUGCCAGCUUUCAUUCAGGCGUAUAGGGGGUUCUGUUACAAGAAUGAUUGUUAACUGUCAUCAUUGGAAAUUUGGAUAGUCAUGAAUCAUGAUGAUCUGAAUUACAAGGACGGUGCUGCAAAUAGGGGGGGUUCUGUUUGUUUAUAUGGCAUCAGUUUUUACUUCUGGGAAGAUCACAAGAAAUUGAAAUGCCACCUGCAACUUCUAUUAUAUCUCCUCCUGUUUGUAUCUAGCUCCCUGUUGUGUGCGUAUACUUUUUAUUCUUCCGUAGUUUUGCCUUUCAUUUGUAUCUAGAUUCCCAUAUACAACAGUUGUUACAUGCACGCCUACAAGUGCAAAAGACAUGCCUUCUCCUGGAAUUGACGAGGUCACGUUAUCAAUAA